Molecule: messenger RNA, 1447 nt
Organism: Camelus dromedarius (Arabian camel)
Lineage: Eukaryota; Metazoa; Chordata; Mammalia; Artiodactyla; Camelidae
Gene: SYN2
Product: synapsin II
Biological process (GO): neurotransmitter secretion
Cellular component (GO): synaptic vesicle; synaptic vesicle membrane
Molecular function (GO): ATP binding
Source: RefSeq, a predicted model, not a curated record
CGCGCUCCGAGCUUCAGCCGCCUCAGCCGCCUCAGCCACCUCAGCCGCCUCAGCCGCCUCAGCCGCCUCGCUCUCGCCCUCCGCGCCGCCCGGCCCCGCCGCCCCGCGCGCCCCCAGCCCCUCCAGCCAGAUGAUGAACUUCCUGCGGCGCCGGCUGUCGGACAGCAGCUUCAUCGCCAACCUGCCCAAUGGCUACAUGACCGACCUGCAGCGGCCGGAGCCCCAGCAGCCGCCGCCGCCGCCCCCCGGCCCCGGCGCGGCCUCGGCCUCGUCGGCCCCCCCGGCCGCCUCUCCCGGCCCCGAGCGGAGGCCGCCGCCCGCCCCGGCGCCCGCGCCGCAGCCCGCGCCGCAGGCAGCGGCGGCGCCGUCGGUGGGCAGCAGCUUCUUCAGCUCGCUGUCCCAGGCGGUGAAGCAGACGGCCGCCUCCGCCGGCCUGGUGGACGCGCCCGCGCCCGCGCCCGCCGCCGCCAGGAAGGCCAAGGUGCUGCUGGUCGUCGACGAGCCGCACACCGACUGGGCCAAGUGCUUUCGGGGCAAAAAAGUCCUUGGAGAUUAUGAUAUCAAAGUGGAACAGGCGGAGUUUUCGGAGCUCAACCUGGUGGCCCAUGCAGAUGGAACCUACGCUGUGGACAUGCAGGUGCUCCGCAACGGCACCAAGGUUGUCCGGUCCUUCCGGCCGGACUUUGUGCUCAUCCGGCAGCAUGCGUUUGGCAUGGCGGAGAAUGAGGACUUCCGCCACCUGGUCAUCGGCAUGCAGUACGCAGGCCUCCCCAGCGUCAACUCCCUGGAGUCCAUUUACAACUUCUGUGACAAGCCAUGGGUGUUUGCUCAGCUGGUAGCCAUCUACAAGACACUGGGAGGAGAAAAGUUCCCACUCAUCGAGCAGACGUACUACCCCAACCACAAGGAGAUGCUGACCCUGCCCACGUUCCCGGUGGUGGUGAAGAUUGGCCAUGCUCACUCAGGCAUGGGCAAGGUCAAAGUGGAAAACCACUACGACUUCCAGGACAUUGCCAGCGUGGUGGCCCUCACCCAGACCUAUGCCACAGCAGAACCUUUCAUUGAUGCCAAGUAUGACAUCCGGGUCCAGAAGAUCGGCAGCAACUACAAGGCUUACAUGAGGACGUCGAUCUCAGGGAACUGGAAGACCAACACUGGCUCUGCGAUGCUGGAGCAGAUCGCCAUGUCAGACAGGUACAAGCUGUGGGUGGACACCUGCUCUGAGAUGUUUGGUGGCCUGGACGUCUGUGCUGUCAAAGCUGUACAUGGCAAAGAUGGGAAAGACUACAUUUUUGAGGUCAUGGACUGCAGUAUGCCACUGAUCGGGGAACACCAGGUGGAGGACAGACAACUCAUCACCGAACUGGUCAUCAGCAAGAUGAACCAGCUGCUGUCCAGAACCCCUGUCCUGUCUCCUCAGAGGCCCUUAACCACCCAGCAGCCACAG